AGAUUUCAUCUGGGGCGCCAACUAAAAGUGAAAAAAAAAAACCCUACUAUACACACAGAAAAAAAGAGUCAAAGGAGAAACACUGCCAUUUCAUUUCAGAGAGUUCUUUCUUCUUCCGCUCUUAUACUAAUAAUAAUCUGUCGCUCAGAUCAGAUCUGCUCAUUCCCUCAAGACUAUUUCUUCCUGUCAUUUUGUAUACUUGUUUAGUCUGUAUAUAUGGGUAUGCAUAUCAAUGUGCAUGUUUGAUCAAUCAAAAGUGGAAGAAAAAUGGAGUAUUGGUGCAAAAUGGGGUCUCAUUCUUUCAGGGUUUUGUGGUUUGUGGGGUUUUGCUUCUGAAAGAGGAUAUUUUUAUUGGCUUCGUCUUCGUUACACUCCAAAACCAGACCCAAAACAUUCUGAAGAAUAAGAGUGGGGUGGUUGGAAUAAAAUGGGGAUCAUCCUUUCUGGGUUUUGCGGUUUCUGAGGUUUUGGUUCUGAAAAAGGAGAAUUUUUUUUCGGCUUUAAUCUUGAUUACCACAAAACCCAGUAGUGUUUUCUGAAUAGAAAUGUCAGAAACGAGGGUCGGUGAUCCAAGCAAGCUCCACUUGAAGAGGGAGCUCACUCAAAUCCGAAAAGCGGCGCGGGUUUUACGCGAUCCAGGUACAAGUUCCUCUUGGAAAUCCCCUCUCAAUUCCUCAAGAUCUGUAGCACCAGCUGCUGCUGCUUCAACUUGGAAGAACUUGUUACAGUCUGAUCAGUUCCAAAAUAACAAUGGGAAGGACAAGGAGAAGAGGGUGUUCCUGUACAAUUGGAAGAGCCACAAAUCCUCAAGCGAGAAGAGCGCAGCAAAGGCCAAGAAUGAGGAUGAUGACGAUGACGAUGACGGUGAUGAUGGAUCUUCUUCUUCAGCUCUCGGGGGGAGUGUUGAUGAUAGCCUGAGCGAUGCGCGUAAUGGUGGGGAUUCAAAAAGCGAAAGCCGUUCUUCCAUUUUCAGAUGUAGGGAUGCAAAUCCUGUGUCAUCGGCCAAUAUUAAGAAGAAGAAGAAGAAGAAGAGUAAGAAAUCUAAUGCCCAUUUGGAUGUUUUAUCAAAAUAUCAACAUAAACAUUCUAUUGUUGGUAGGAACUUAGUUAAUUCGAAACGGUUGUUCCAGGGUCAUCCUUCUAUGGCAUUAAGCCGGGAUGACUCGGUCGAGCAAUCUGAUGAUACUGAAGAGUAUAGUAAUUCCGAGGAGUUUAGGCGAAUUUCGGGGGCAUCUCCAUUGCUUUUGAAACUUAAGCAUAAGAACAAUUGGUCUCACUCGUCGGCUAGUUUUUUGAGAAAAAGUAGUCUAAGAGAGGAUUCUUCUUAUUCAUAUAGUACACCGGCAUUGUCAACUAGUUCUUAUAAUAUGUAUCGUAAUCGAGACCCGAGUACUGUUGGGUCUUGGGAUGGCACUACAACUUCAAUCAAUGAUGGGGAUGAUGAGGUGGAUGAUCAUUUGGAUUUGCCGGGUCGCCAGGGAUGUGGUAUUCCUUGUUAUUGGUCCAAGAGGACACCCAAACAUCGCGGUGUCUGUAGGGGUUGUUACUCUCCUUCACUAUCCGAUACUAUAAGGAGGAAAGGGAGCAUCAUCUUGUGUGGAAGUCAAGCUAUGUAUCCUAGACGACGCCGACGAUCAUCAGCUGCAAGUUCCAACAAGCUGAGUAUUGCUUCGAGAAGUGCUCAAGGCGUUCUCCCAUUGCUUGGGGAUGGUGGUAGAGGAGGCUCAUCUAUAGGAACUGGGAGGAGCGAUGAUGAACUCUCUACUAACUUUGGCGAGCUUGAUUUGGAGGCUUUGAGUAGAUUGGAUGGAAGGAGGUGGUCAUCCAGCUGUAGGAGUCAUGAAGGAUUAGAGAUUGUAGCUCUUAAUGGGGAAGUGGAAGAGGAAGGCACGCCGGACAAUAUCGGGAGUUUUAGCCAGAAGUAUAAACCAAUGUUCUUUGGUGAAUUGAUUGGGCAAAAUAUUGUGGUCCAGUCACUUAUAAAUGCCACUAUUAGGGGUCGGAUUGCCCCUGUUUAUCUUUUCCAAGGUCCCCGUGGAACUGGAAAAACAUCAACAGCCAGAAUUUUUGCUUCUGCCUUGAAUUGUCUGGCUCCUGAUGAAACCAAGCCAUGUGGGUACUGCAGGGAAUGUACCGAUUUCAUCUCUGGAAAGAGUAGGGAUCUAUUGGAAGUUGAUGGAACCAAUAAGAAAGGAAUCGAUAGAGUUAGGUAUCUAUUGAAGAAGCUAUCGGUAGGGUCCUCUUCAACCUUCUCACGAUACAAGGUUUUUGUUAUUGAUGAGUGUCAUUUGUUACCCUCUAAGACAUGGCUGGCAUUUCUCAAAUUUCUUGAAGAACCACCACAGCGAGUUGUGUUCAUACUAAUAACAACAGAUCUUGACAAUGUGCCCCGUACCAUACAAUCACGGUGUCAGAAGUACCUUUUUAAUAAAAUCAAAGACAACGAUAUCGUAGCCAGGUUGCGGAAUAUUUCUGCUAAUGAGAACCUGGAUGUUGAAUCGGAUGCAUUAGAUCUGAUUGCUCUGAAUGCAGAUGGUUCACUUCGAGACGCAGAAACUAUGUUAGAACAGUUGAGUUUACUGGGAAAAAGAAUUACUACAUCUCUUGUAAAUGAACUUGUGGGAGUUGUUUCAGAUGAAAAAUUACUGGAACUUUUGGAGUUGGCAAUGUCGUCAGACACUGCAGAAACGGUGAAAAGAGCCAGAGAGUUGAUGGACUCUGGGGUUGAUCCACUGGUUUUGAUGUCUCAACUGGCCAGUCUCAUUAUGGAUAUCAUUGCUGGAACUUACAACAUAGUUGAUGCCAAAGGCGGUGAUUCAUUACUUGGUGGACGAAGUUUGACUGAAGCAGAAUUGGAGAGAUUAAAGCAUGCUUUGAGGCUUCUUUCAGAGGCUGAGAAACAGCUAAGGGUUUCAAGUGAACGCUCAACAUGGUUCACAGCAACUCUAUUACAGCUUGGUUCGAUUCCUUCUACAGACUUUACUCACUCUGGCAGCAGCUGGAGGCAGAGCUGUAAGACAACAGAGGACGACCCAUCUAGUGCUUCAAGAGAAGUUGCUGCUUGCAAGCAGAAAUCAGAUGCUCAAUAUAUACCUCGAAAACCAACUUCUCCUGCUUCCUUGCGCAAAGCAAUAAGUGCCAAUCCCAGCCAUCUAGGGGAACUAUUGUCACGGGUUGAUGUUUUCAGUUCCGAUUCCAAGCAGUCACAAAGCCAGUCUGUCGAUGGCGGUUCCUUGGCAGCCUCAUGUAAUGAUGUUAUGGUUGGAAAUAUGAUGUUUAAAUGCAUAAACUCAGAAAAGUUGGAUGAUGUCUGGGCACAUUGUAUUGAGAGGUGCCAUUCAAAGACACUGAGGCAGCUGCUGGAUGCUCAUGGAAAGCUUGUGUCUAUCUCUGAAGUUGAAGGUUUUCUUGUUGCUUUUAUUGCAUUUGGAGAUGCAGAUAUUAAAUCUAGAGCAGAAAGGUUUUUGAGCAGUAUCACAAACGCAAUGGAAAUGGUUCUGAGAUGCAGUGUAGAGGUUAGAAUCAUCCUUUUGCCAGAUAGCGAGGCUUCUAUAAAUGGUGUGAAGCUGGUUGAGUUACCAGAAGGUCUGAAGAAGGCAGAAACAGCUGUAGCAACUGACUGGGAAAAGAAGGCAGUUCACAAAAACACAAUAAAUGGUUUUUCUAAUUGUUCUCGAUUGCUUGAUGAAACCUAUCGAUCUACCUCUGGUUCAUCAGACUUAAUGGCUGAUGGAAAUGUUCAAACCAGUGAUAUGAGAGAGAGAAGACAGGAGAUUCCAAUGCAGAGAAUAGAGUCCAUUAUUCGUGAGCAAAGGCUAGAAACUGCCUGGUUGCAGACUGCAGAAAAAGGCACACCCGGAUCAUUGAGUCGUUUGAAACCGGAGAAGAAUCAAGUCCUGCCUCAAGAUGGCAUUUAUUGUCAAGAUCAGAUGGAGUCCUUGAACACAACGGCGUACUCCUCUCAGCAUUGGGAAGAUGAAUUAAAUCAUGAACUCAAAGUUUUGAAGAUUAACAAUGGAAGUGUCCUCCAGAAGGACCAAAAUGGUCGAAGGCUUGAUCGUUUUCCCAUGUCCCCAAGUUUUUUGCAUGAUAAAAGUUUAGUGGGAAAUUCCAAUAAAGAUAACCGGGGAUAUGAAUCAGGGUCAGGAACUGGAGGUUGUAGUGGACUUUUCUGUUGGAAUAACACCAAACCUCAUAAGAGGGAAAGGGUUAAAGGGACCUCAGCUCGACCACACAAAGGUGGACGGUUUUCAUUGUUUGGUGAUUGCAGUAGGCCAAAGAAAACAGAGAGCAGAUCUAGAAGUUAAAUGGGAGAAUUCAUAUUUUGUAUUUUCUGAUAUACUCUUGGUUUUCACUCCAUAUUUUUCUGUAUUUAGUUCUACAGUUGAGCCAUUCUUCAAGGAUGGGAGCGAGAAGGAAACAUGGUAUGUAAAGGUUAUGUGGUUGGCUUCUGCAUUUUCUUAGCUCCAUCCUGAUACUAUGCGAUCAAUAAAGGAAAGGGGCAUUGGAUGUGAAGUUAUUACUCUUGUUUCGCCCUUUUUGGUCUGCUGCUCAGUUCUAGUUGCAGAUGUUAAGUUAUCAUUCAAAGUGGGAGUGUCACUUGCUAAAUCCAGUGGUAAUUGACUUAUUGAAUAAUGAGUAGCUGAUUUUUAUAAUUAUUUUUAUGGGACACAGGGUGGGGAGAAUUGUAACAUGUAUUCUAAAGCCCUCUUAGGCUUCGGAGAAAAUCAUACAAGGUGAGGAGAUUGGUCU
Alnus glutinosa is the source of this 4752-nucleotide messenger RNA. Its product is annotated as protein STICHEL-like. Gene Ontology annotation, biological process: DNA-templated DNA replication; DNA repair. The transcript is spliced from 6 exons. Gene Ontology annotation, molecular function: DNA-directed DNA polymerase activity; ATP hydrolysis activity; DNA binding. The record is from RefSeq and is a predicted model, not a curated record. Lineage: Eukaryota; Viridiplantae; Streptophyta; Magnoliopsida; Fagales; Betulaceae. The coding region runs from base 546 to 4307 and encodes 1253 amino acids. Gene Ontology annotation, cellular component: DNA polymerase III complex; nucleus; DNA replication factor C complex.